AGGUUAAGAAUCUAGGAACUAGACAGUUUUCAAGUUUUCAACAAGAUCUAGCAAACUGGACUCCUGUUUAAAUUAAAAGAAUUUCUCUUUUAUCUCUUACCUUUUAUUUUUCAUAUUAUACUUGAAAAAUCGUCAUUUUGUAACUAUAGUAGGCUCUGAGUUCUCGAACUUAGCACUCAUCCUGGCCAGAGUACCUCAAGAUGCAAUAUCAUCAAUAAAAGACAUUCUAGGAUAAUGGAGGCGGGUGCAGCCACCGUUAUAAGUAAUUUAAUGUAUAUCUGUAAGCAAACCAUUGCUAACGAAAAACAAUUCUGAGUACAGUUGAUAGUAAUGCAUUGUCAAAAAUAUAUAUGUCACACUAUAGUAAAAUAAUUAAAUAGUCAUUAUACAUUUUCUUUAAUAACAUUUAUUUGAUAUUGUAUAUUUUCAAAUGAAAAAUAAAAAUAAAUAACGCAAAAUCUUCGCAUAUCACCUUUACAUUUAGACAAAACAUAGUUCCUUCGAUCUUUCUGUCAAAUAAAAUUUUACUAUCUGUUCCUAGCAUCAAAUAGUUAUGUCUGAUCCUUGAUAAACAUUUAACUUCGACUUAAGCAUAUAAAACAAAAACACAUUUUGCUUAACACUAGAUCAAUUUUUCUGUACACACUUUUAGGUAAACAUUCCAAACUUAAUCUGAAUAAUAAACUAUUGCUCUCCUGAAGACUAUUUGGGCCUAUGGUAUCCUGUUAUGGGUGUAGCAAAAAAAUCCAACAUUUACAAAAUCAAGUCUAUAUCACUUUAUGUAAUUACUAAUACAUCCUGCUAUGUAUCUAACUAUACACUACAAUUAAAUCUUGGACUACAGACUAUCCCUGAAAUGUUUACAUCCGCUUACAAGCAUUUCCAUUCUCACUCUAUGAACCACCAGAAUCCACUUAUCCUUACAUUUAACUCAGUAAACAUUCCCGGGAAUCCACAGAGAAGACUUGAAAGAUGCUGAUGUUGUGAUUUAGCUUAACUAAACUGAUAUACAAAAAUAAAAAAUAAAUUACUAUUUUAUAUUUUUGAAAAAUUUGAAGAUAGCUAUUUUAUAGUUAAUUUUUCUGAUAAUUUGGAUGUAUUUACUUUUUAUUUUCUUUAAAUUUAUGAUUUUUAAUAAUUUUUUAAAGUUCAGAGAAAAAUACCUAUAAUUAUAUAGCAUGCUAUAAUCACAUUUUCUAAUUGAUCACUAUUAUUAUGAUUAAUUUGUGAUUAAUUGACUAUACUGAGCUGAGGCGUAGGGAAAGCGGCGCUCCCAUCGCUCAGUACCCCUUAAUACGGGAACUGCAGUAGCCCUACCCUUACCUUAGUUGAUUGGGAUAGUCUGAUCCUCCAGGUUGGAGGUUGAGAUAGACUUGACAAUCUAUUUCACCAUACAAGUUAUGCAGGAGGCAUUAUCAUUCCCAUUAAGCAACUAUCAAACACUAUUUUAUUAAUAUAAACAGUACUAAUCAGGACCCCGGGUAUUCAAGAUUCGGCAAGAGGAGUAAGGAGUCUUAUCAGGUUGUCAGUCAUCAAAAACCUCAACAUAAAACAAUAAAAUCAGAUAAUACAAAUAAAUCAUAAGUAAUUAAUAUAGGAACAUGGAAUAUGAGAACAAUGUGAAGAAAGUGAAGUAAAAAUAGACUCAAAAAAACCAUUAAUUAUCAAGAACGAAUUUAGCUGGAGCAGCUUAAAAACAAGAAAGCAGCUGGAUCAGAUUUAAUAAAAAGUGAAUUACUGAAGAAUGCUGAUGAAGAAAUAAAGAAGAUUCUCUACAAUAAAAUACAAAAUUGUUAUUUAACAAGAGAUAUUCCAAAUGACUUUAUGAUUGGUAAGAUAGUCACAAUUCCGAAAAAAGGGAAUGCAACAGAAUGCAAUAACUAUAGGACUUUGUCUUUGUUAUCGCAUACUUCAAAAAUUUUACUCAACACAAUAAAAAUAGAAUAAAACAUAAAGUUUAAAAUAAUAUUGAAAAAAACCAAUUUGGGUUCAGAUCAGAAAAAGGAACAAGAGAAGCGCUAUUUUCAAUAAGAAUGUUGUUAGAAAGAAGAUUAGAUAUAAAUAGGAGCACCUAUGUACCAUUUGUAGACAUCGAAAAAGCGUUUGAUAAUUUUGACUGGAAACGACUAUUUAAAAUAAUGAGAGAAGUAGGCAUAGACAAAUCGAUAUAAGACACUAAAAAAUUUGCUUUGAUCAAAAGAGGGGUAAGGCAAAGUUGUUCCCUAUUACCCUUGUUAUUCAAUAUUUUUAUUGAAAGUGUCAUUAAAAAGUUCAAAGCAAAAACGAAAGGUGUAAAAAUAAAUGGAAAACAAAUACAUAGCAUAAGGUUUGCAAAUGACAUAGUCAUAGAAGCAGAGAAUGAAUGUGACUUGAAUAAUAUGUUGACAAAAUUAUCAGAAACUUUAGAGGAAGUACAAUUAAAAAUAAAUGCUAAAAAGACAAAAAUAUUAAUAGUAGACAAACAUAAUAAAAAAAUGGAAAGAACUAUUAACCUACAUGACUUUUGUUUGGAGUGUGCUAUUAUAUGGAAGCGAAACUUGGACUUUGAGUGCUCUAGACACAAGAAGAAUAAAAGCAUUAGAGAUGUGGACCUGGCGCAAAACGAUGAAGAUAAGUUGGACGAAAAUGAAAACGAACAAGGAAGUUUUAAGCUUGUACAGAAGCCAAGGCAAAUUAUCAAAAUUGUAGAAACAAGGAAAAUUAAGUUUUCUGGACAUGUUAUGUCACACAACACGUUCAUUAUAAAUAUUAUGGAGGGGAAGAUAAAUGGUAAAAGAGAUAGAGGACGACCAAGAGACACAAACAUAGGAAAUACAAUGAAGCUAUUAUCUUUACCAAGUGAAGCAAUGAAAAGAUUAGCAGGAAAAAGAGAAGAAUGGUUGCAGCGACAAGGCGAAGCCUUUAGAUAA
This is a messenger RNA of Cinara cedri, 2909 nucleotides long. The record is from the annotation of a GenBank genome assembly. NCBI's taxonomy places the organism in Eukaryota, Metazoa, Arthropoda, Insecta, Hemiptera, Aphididae.